UUUGUUCCACCUGGUGGGUUCUGGCACUCCACACCAACACUUGCCUCCGCGUCCUGGAUAAACGGCGACUCACUGAGCCAUUCUCACUCAUUCUGUCAGUCAAGCGUUGCAACGCAGUUCAAGACGGACGGAAUUCCGUUGUCGCCCUCAGACUACAUCGGCGGAUUUGCAGCUGUCAUAGCUGGACUUCGUACGCACUGAACGGUAAAUCGUUCCAUCUCGUCGAGGAUGUUGAGACUCUCGCCCAAGACGACCAGAUUCCUCGGUGGCUUCGCAACUGCAGCUGCUAUCUUCGCCAUCUCUUACGGCUACUAUGGCUACAGGAACAAUGCCCGGCCCUACGUGAAGACACAAGACGUUACCGUUGCGGAACCGCCAGCUGCCUCUUACGACGAACUGGUGGGCCAACCAAUGGAGAGUCCAAAGCUGAUCGAUUAUAUUCGUAGAAAAUUGCUCGACCCGCCUUCCAAGGGACCGUACAACCUGACAGAACCGAACAAGAAGCAUUUCUCUCAGUACAACCAAGGACAGCUCAUCGAUAAACUGAUCGUGAAAGGAGAGAGAAACGGCUUCUUUCUCGAGGUUGGGGCCGUGGAUGGAGAGACCUUCAGCAAUUCUCUCUACUUCGAGAGGGAGCUGGGAUGGACGGGAUUGCUGAUAGAACCCAACCCGGCGACGUACAAACUCCUACUAGACAAGGGAAGGAAAGCGCACACAAUUAACUGCGCCCUUUCGCUUGACCAAAGAGCAUCCAAGAUGGAGAUGACGAUCAAUGGACCGAGCGGAAUGCUAAGUAAAAUAAAGACUGGAAAUGGCACCGGUGCCACCAGUCCCAACACUGUCUUUAUCAACACCAUUCCGCUGUUCUCGAUCCUGCUGGCUCUCAACGUCUCCGUCAUCGACUACAUGUCCCUAGAUAUCGAAGGAUCCGAGAUGAAGGUACUGAAGACGAUACCUUGGGACAGACUGACGAUCCGCGUGAUGGACGUGGAGGUGGACAAGUUCAAACCCCCAGAGGACAAGAACUACUUCAUCCGAUACAUGGAGGGGAGGGGCUACAAGUACCUAGGCACCAGGACCAUCGACGCCUUCUUCGUGUCCUCCGCAGUGUGGGACAGUGUCCUCAAGGGAGUCAAUCCUUUGCAAUAGCGCCCACUUCACGAUAGCACCUAUACUAUGUCCUCUGGGACAAAGUCCCUCAAGGAGGCUCUCAGCUUAUAUUUGAAGGACGUUGCUUCAGGACAGCGCAGACAUUACGACAGCACCUAUACUUCGAGAUAGAGCCGAUUUCACAAUAGCGCCGACUUCAGGAAAUCCUCAAUUUCAAGAUAGCACUGACAGACAGCACCUAUACUUCAGGACAGCGCCGACAUUACGACAGCACCUAUACUUGGAGAUAGAGCCGAUUUCCCAAAUAGCGCCGACUUCAGGAAAUCCCCAAUUUCAAGAUAGCGCCGACAGACAGCACCUACCUAUACUACACGAUAGAGUCGAUUUCACAAUAGCGCAGAUUUCAGGAAAACCUCUAUUUCAAGAUAGUGCCGACAGACAGCACCUACCUCAAGAUAGAACCGAUUUCACAAUAGCGCCGACUUCAGGAAAGACCCGAUUUCAAGAUAGCACCGACAUUACGACGGCACCUACUUCAAGAUUGAGCCGAUUUCACAAUAGCACCGACUUCAGGAAAGCCCCGAUUUCACGAUAGCGCCGACAGAAAGCAACUAUGCUUCAAGACAGAGCCGAUUUCACAAUAGCGCCGAUUUCAGGAAAACCCCGAUUUCGAGAUAGCGCUGACUUUACGCCAGCUACUACUUCAGGAUAGAGCCGGUUUCAUGAUAACGCCGACGUUAUACGAUAGCACCUACUAGACCAAGACCUUUGGCACCUAUACUUCAGGAUAGCGCCGACUUUACCAUGGCGCCUGCUUCAGGAUAGCACGAAUUUUUCUGUUUUGUUCGUUUUUCUAUUUUGCAGUUUGCACCUGUUUGUCUUAUUUUAAUAAAUAUUGAAACGAG
This is a messenger RNA of Macrobrachium nipponense, 2015 nucleotides long. RefSeq names its product protein Star-like. Lineage: Eukaryota; Metazoa; Arthropoda; Malacostraca; Decapoda; Palaemonidae. Bases 229 to 1149 code for a protein of 306 amino acids. The record is from RefSeq and is a predicted model, not a curated record. The transcript has 7 exons.